Danaus plexippus (monarch butterfly) is the source of this 2214-nucleotide messenger RNA. Its product is annotated as monocarboxylate transporter 12-like. The transcript is spliced from 8 exons. Gene Ontology annotation, molecular function: monocarboxylic acid transmembrane transporter activity. The record is from RefSeq and is a predicted model, not a curated record. Lineage: Eukaryota; Metazoa; Arthropoda; Insecta; Lepidoptera; Nymphalidae. The coding region runs from base 223 to 1668 and encodes 481 amino acids. Gene Ontology annotation, biological process: transmembrane transport; monocarboxylic acid transport.
AAAUCCAUUGUUUAAUGAUGGAAAUACAUAUUAUCUUUAACCUCAUCACUAUAUAAACGAUUUCAAAGAUAUUUAAUUAUGAUAUUUAUACGAUAUCGCUAGCAAGAUAAUACAACAACUUUUAGUAUACAUUCGUUUGGACAACGUGAACAAAGACGCAUAACAGUACUUUUGUAAUCGGUUCAAGUUAAUAGAGAGUCCCUUUAUCUAUUUCCGUCCUUUAUGUAUAAUAGUUCAGUGCUACUGUGCUCUGUGAUCGACACAAACGAACCUUCCUAUUUAUUAAAAUGUCUGGAUCACAAAGAACUACCGAAAUCAGAACUGAUAAAUGGAAAUAUUUCGUCUGCUUUGGGAUGGUUGUCAUAUUUUUCUUUUCAGAUAGCUGGAAUCGGCCAAGUCAACUCAUUUGGUCUCAUAUUCAGAGAUUUUAUCAUUGAAACUGAUUCUAGUGCCAAAUGGAUAGCAACUGCGCAUGGAAUUUUUUCCAUAAUGUUGGCUAUUGGAGGUUUGAUUCUAAAUGUUAUGGCGAAAAAAUAUUCCCUCAGAUCUGUGGGAUUUAUUGGUGCACUGUUAACUUCUUUGGGUUCAUUUUUAACAGUAUUCAUAAAUAAUACAAAUCAAAUACCUUUAACAUUCGGAAUUCUUCAAGGAAUCGGAUUUGGGAUAAUUGCCCCCGUUUGCUAUUCAACGUUCAACUGUUAUUUCACAAAGGACAGAACACGGGCUAUGAGUUUGAUAAAAGCUAUUCAAGGAAUAAUUUUGGUUUGUUAUCCUCAAAUUCUAAAAAUCCUGCUAUCAUACUACGGGUUCAGAUCAACCUUGCUCAUCAUAACUGGAGUAGCUUUACAUACCUUUCCUGGAAUCGCAAUAAUGAACGCUAAUCCGAGCUUCCGCAAAAAAAAAUCAGCAAAUAUUAACAAUGGCAAUAAAAUAAAAGGAGGAGAGGAUGUUGGUUUAAUUUCCAAUCCAGAAAUAGUGGACAGAGAUGUUAACAGAACGAAAGAAAAUAAAAAGCCAAAUCCCGGUUUUGGUAACAUCAUUCUGGAAGUCUUAAACGUUAAAAUACUGAAAGACCCGAUUUUCUGCAACAUCAGUAUUGGCCAAAGCUUUGUAAAUUUUUCUGAUUUGCUUUUUUUCAUUCUGGAACCAAUGCUUUUAUAUCAAUACGGAUUUGAUACGAAUCAAGUAGCAGCCUGCAUAUCUAUUAGCGCUGGGGCCGACGUAGCAGGGCGCUUUGCGUUGGCUGUUAUAAGCAGUAUGAUGUCUGUAAACACCAGAUUGCUUUUUUUCGUCACCACACUCCUCACGCUUCUUUUCAGAAUUGUAAUAUUGCAAGUUAGACAAUUCAUAUGGGUUUCGUUAUUGACCGGUUUCCUUGGUGUACUGCGAGCAUGGCUACAUGUAUCAAGUCCCCUGGUAAUUUCGGAUCACAUACCACACGAGGACUUCACAGCAGCAUAUGCGGUUUUCAUGCUUAGCACUGGUAUUGUGAAUGCUGUUACGUCACCAAUAAUAGGCUUAACAAAGGAAUUUUACAAUGACUAUAUCCCAGCUUUUUACGUGUUAUGCUCAUGCUGUAUGCCGUGUUUAGUUUUAUGGUCAGUAGAAUAUUAUAUACGGAUGUGUAGAAAUAACAAUAUGGCGACCUUAAAUCAAAAUAUUUUCUAAUGAUAACAUUCUGUUAUUUCAAGUCUUGUAAGGACUUAAUGUUUUAUAUUUCAAUACUUUAUGUAACCGAAAAAUUAGAUUGUAGACUUGUAGUAUUUAUAGCUUAAGUUCCUUAGUAAUAAAGGUUAGUUUAUUAAAAGUUUUUUUUAAUACUAAAUGAGAGGCGAAGACGAGUGUACCAAUAUUAAUAUUGUGUAUUAAAAUCUUUAUUUUAUAGAUGUUUUUUUUUUUGCUUAAUUUGCUAAAAAUAGGAGCGCACUAUAUUCUAAGAUUCAUAUCAAGAGGCUAGCUAAAAUUCGAUGAUCAAAAGUCUCGCCUCGUAAUUAUACCCAGGGUCGCUGGAACACAGCGUUUGAGGUCAAGGGUCGUCUGGGCCUCAAGGAGGCCUUGGUUCUCAGUUAUUUUUUAUUUUCUUUAAAGUAUCUGACAUACUUAAAAUUUACAAAAUUUAUAAUUAUAAAGCCUUUCAAAGUUCAUCAAUUAUUUUUAUGGCGUUAGUAAUAAACAGAUAAAACUAAUAAAUAUACGAAACAAAUUAAAAACUAA